This is a messenger RNA of Aaosphaeria arxii CBS 175.79, 1065 nucleotides long. RefSeq names its product adenosine deaminase. Lineage: Eukaryota; Fungi; Ascomycota; Dothideomycetes; Pleosporales. Gene Ontology annotation, molecular function: adenine deaminase activity. Gene Ontology annotation, biological process: purine ribonucleoside monophosphate biosynthetic process; hypoxanthine salvage; adenine catabolic process. The transcript has 2 exons. Gene Ontology annotation, cellular component: nucleus; cytosol. The record is from RefSeq and is a predicted model, not a curated record. Bases 1 to 1065 code for a protein of 354 amino acids.
AUGUGCAAGUCAUCCAUUCACACCCUUCUGAAGCAGUUGCCAAAAUGUGAACACCACAUACAUCUGGAAGGAGCUCUGUCUCCUCAACUACUUUUCCAGCUCGCGGAGAAGAACACUAUAACGCUUCCGCAAGAUGAUGAAGCUUUCAAAACACCAGAGUCACUACUUGAGCGAUAUGAGAGAUUCACUUCGCUCGAUGAUUUCCUAGGAUAUUAUUACAUUGGAAUGUCCGCCCUAAUAACCGCCUCAGACUUCGAGGCUCUGGCCUGGGACUACUUCCAACAUGCCUCCGCAGAUGGUGUUCAUCACGCCGAGGUCUUCUUUGAUCCCCAAGCGCACACUUCUCGAAAUGUAGCCUAUCCCACGGUCAUCCAAGGUUUCCAAGCCGCGUGCGAACGCGCCGAGAAAGAACUAGGCAUAACCACGAUUCUGACAGCAUGCUACCUACGACAUCUGCCGCCCGCGGAGUCCCUCGAAAUGUUCCAGAGCCCAGAGGUCCAAGAGAGUUAUCGAAACGGCACUGUUAAAGGCAUUGGUUUGGAUUCCAGCGAGAUGAACUUCCCACCCCAUCUCUUCGAAGACCUGUACCGUGGUGCAAAAGAGCUGGGUCUGCGCCGGACAGCACACGCCGGUGAAGAGGGUCCGGUAUCCUACAUUUCCAGCGCCCUCACCAUAUUAAAUGCAGAGCGGAUCGAUCAUGGAAUCCAGCUUGCCCAAGACGACGUCUUGUUGAAACAGAUCGCAGAUCAAGGUACUCUGCUCACUGUGUGUCCUUUGAGUAAUGUCGUAUUGCGAUGCGUCAAGUCCGUCAGCGAAGUCCCCAUCCGGAAGUUUCUUGAUCAUGGGGUCAAGUUCAGCUUGAAUAGUGACGAUCCAGCGUAUUUUGGCGGCCACAUCUUGGACAACUAUUGCGCAGUGCAUGACGCCUUCGAACUCAGUGUGAGCGAGUGGGAAAGUGUGUGCAGGGCAGGCAUUGAAGGCAGUUGGUGUUCGGAAGAGAGAAAGACGGAGAUGCUGGUUGUAUUGGAAAAAGUGAUUCGGGAAUGGGAGGAGAGCCAGAACUAG